Messenger RNA from Erigeron canadensis, 829 nucleotides. RefSeq names its product expansin-B6-like. Gene Ontology annotation, cellular component: extracellular region. Bases 1 to 804 code for a protein of 267 amino acids. Gene Ontology annotation, biological process: sexual reproduction. NCBI's taxonomy places the organism in Eukaryota, Viridiplantae, Streptophyta, Magnoliopsida, Asterales, Asteraceae. The record is from RefSeq and is a predicted model, not a curated record. The transcript has 4 exons.
AUGGCAUUUAACAUUCGAAACCCUUUUUCCAUCUUCGCAUCUGUUUGUUUAAUUUCUGCUCUUUUUGUAAGCCAUUCUUUAUGUUCGAAUGACGAUGAAUUAUUUGUUAAUAGAAAUAAUGGUUUUACACCUGCUUUAGGGACAUUGUAUGGAGCACCCAAUGGUGUUGGAUGUGGAGAAGCUUGUGGAUUGGAUGAUAAUGUAAUUAGAUUACCUCCAUUCUUAAGCAUGAUAGCAGCUGGAAAUUCUAGGAUUUUUUUGCAAGGUAAAGGAUGCGGUGAUUGUUUUCAGAUCAAAUGCAAUCGUGAGCCUUAUUGCUCUGGUAGACCGAUCACUGUUACGAUAACGUAUGAAUGCGCUGGUAAAUGUAACGAUGUUCCUUAUCACUUUGAUCUAAGCAGUCAUGCUUUCGGUGCAAUGGCACAUCCAGGACAAGCUGCAAAUCUACGUGAUCUUGGCCAAGUUGAUAUUCAUUUUCAAAGAGUUCCAUGCAACUAUGGAACAACAAAGAUUGCUUUCAAGAUUGACAAGAGUACAAGCCCUUCCUGGUUUUCAACCGUGAUAACUUAUACUGAUAAAGAUGGUGGACUUAAGGCAGUGGAGAUAGCAUGGACUGGCUCGGAUCGAUUUAUUCCAAUGAGAAAUCUUUGGGGUGCUGUUUGGGUAGUCGAUACAAACCCAUCGACCCACGGUCCAUUCUCGUUCAGGCUUACUUCUCCAACAAACAGCGUUGUUUUUGCUUAUAAUGCUGUUCCAAUGGAUUUUAAAGUUGGUCAUACUUAUUUCUCGCAUGUUAACUUUUAGUUUCGAAUGAGGCCGGACACGAAUA